Messenger RNA from Varanus komodoensis (Komodo dragon), 1434 nucleotides. It is a transcript of the gene NOXO1, whose product is annotated as NADPH oxidase organizer 1. Bases 1 to 1434 code for a protein of 477 amino acids. The transcript is spliced from 8 exons. Gene Ontology annotation, molecular function: superoxide-generating NADPH oxidase activator activity; protein binding; phosphatidylinositol binding. Gene Ontology annotation, biological process: superoxide anion generation. The record is from RefSeq and is a predicted model, not a curated record. Lineage: Eukaryota; Metazoa; Chordata; Lepidosauria; Squamata; Varanidae.
AUGAGCAGCAGCCGGUUCCCGGUGGAGGCGAGGGCCGUGGGCCUGCUCAAGCACGGCAGGCAGAAGAUCUGCAUACUUUCUGUGCUCUGGUCAGAUCAAAACAACAUUCUCAUCUACAGGACAUUUGAAGAGUUUAAGAAACUUCAUAAAGAACUGAAGAGGAAAUUCCCCAUUGAAAGUGGUCUGCUGAAGAAGUCUGAAAGAACCAUCCCCAGGUUUCACGAUGUGAAUGUGAUGCUGCGGAAGAAGCAGGCACUGAGCCAGGGUAUGCACAGUCUGAAACUCCUCGAGGAUUACUGCCAGGAGCUCCUGAAGACACAGCCCAAAAUCAUCCAGGGGGAAGAUGUAGUCCAGUUUUUUGGAGCUCAGAGCAGAGACCUGGAUCCUGCAUUUCCAGAAAACAGCAUCCUUGUUUUGCCUUCUGAAAUGGGAGCCAGGAAGGCAGAAGCGCCGCCCAGGCCAGCCAGCCUAGGCAUCACGCAGCCAGUCAUUGCACAGGUUUACAGAUGCCUGGAAGCCUUCGACACAGAUGACACCAAGGGCAGGCCCUUCAAAGCCCUCAAAGGGGAAACGCUGGAAGUACUCAUGAAGGACAAAACAGGAUGGUGGCUCGUGGAAAACUGCAAGAAGCAAAUUGCCUGGUUCCCAGCUCCAUACCUGGAGCAGGCAGAGGAGGACGCCACCACCAGGGAGCACAGUGGAGAAGGGAUGCUGUCUUUCCUCACUCAGGCAUAUGAGGCCAGGGAGCCGGAUGAGCUCUCCGUGAAGGCUGGCGUUGUGGUGGAAGUGCUGGAGAAGUCAGACAAUGGCUGGUGGCUGGUAUGGUACAACGGGAAUGCCGGCUACGUCCCCUCCAUGUUUCUUCAGCCCUACCAAAACCCCCACAGCAAAUUCCUGGCCCUUGCCAAUGGCAGCACGCGCCUCUCCACCACAGACCUCUCAGGCGCUCGUGGUGACUUGAGCCAGAGUCCCCCCGCCCAGCGGAAGGGUUGCCAAGGGCAGAACACUUGGGCCCGGGCGAGAGAGGAGACAGACCUCGUCCAGGGAGCUGCUGCGGCCAUGGCAAGCCCCGGCCUAGCAAGCGACACGGAGCGCCUGUCAGACAGCUCGGCAAAUGUGAGUGACCAGGAACCCGACUGGCCCCAGAACCCCGAGGACCGUGGGGCAGGAACCAUCCUUCACACAGAGGCCCCUGCGCAUACCUUGAGGACGGGCACGGACAGCCCCUCCCUCCCCUCGAAGACCCAGCAACGGAGCAGCCCUGGCCUCAGCGAGGAGCCUUGGGGCGGCCUGGACCGUCCACACCGCUCCUCUGGUCGCCCCGCGGUUCCCCCACGCCCCUCUCGCUGCGAAAUCCUUCAGAGGUGCACCACCAUGACUCGGAGGGCCAUGCAAAGGGCCAGCCCCUCGGCUCGUUCUCUAGCCUGCCAGUAA